Messenger RNA from Cynoglossus semilaevis (tongue sole), 3994 nucleotides. RefSeq names its product LUC7-like (S. cerevisiae) (gene luc7l). The coding region runs from base 2016 to 3134 and encodes 372 amino acids. Gene Ontology annotation, biological process: mRNA splice site recognition. Gene Ontology annotation, molecular function: mRNA binding. The record is from RefSeq and is a predicted model, not a curated record. The transcript has 9 exons. Gene Ontology annotation, cellular component: U1 snRNP. Lineage: Eukaryota; Metazoa; Chordata; Actinopteri; Pleuronectiformes; Cynoglossidae.
UAGAACGCUAGCUUGAGCUAGCUGUAGCCAAGAUGGAGCCGCUGCUGAGGCUGCUGUUGGCGUGUGAUGGACAGAACUGCAUGAAUGGAUGUGCUGUGCAGGGGCUGUGUGAUAAUAUAAUAGUUUAGUAAACUUCAUAUAACACGAACGACCUAUUUUAAGGAGUUGGAUUUGCAUCCAACUUGGCAAUAUCGACUUUAAAUAUUUGUUGUUUUGCUUCCACUGACUCGAGACGUAGCUAAUGUGUUUGCUUCAAGCUAAAGUAGCUUCUUUUAGCUGCGAUGCCUUAAGCAUCAUGGCGCUCGCUCCCGAUGGACAGCACACAUCUAAAAAAGGUUAUUUUAUUUUUUAUCGAGAUGAUAUAACAGUUUGUCGCUGUUCUUUAAAUAUUUAAGUAAACGAUUAUGGUGGUUGCCAUUGGAGUUAUCAGCAUGGCAGACCGAAGGAAUAUUUGGUUCGUGUUGUCGUCCUUGUUUUAUUGAAUUGUGCUUAUUUAUUAUAAAACAUGCAAUGUGAAAGGUGAAUUCGUUAUCUUUUAGGCCUACACCUAAAUUUAAAACUGUAAAGUGGAUUUGAAACUUCAAGAGAAGAUCAAGAUUUUUGCAGACACGUUUUUAAAGAUCUAUGUUGACAUUGCAAAUAAGGAAAUGAAAAAAUGGUGAGACAUUUGUUCCUCACAUGAAUUCCUUUCUGUAUUUGAACAGUUUGCAAAUUUUUAAAUAUACAUCGAACCCCUUUUUUGCUUCAGCUAUUUUAAAUAUAGAAUGUUCAUCUUUACAUUUUAUUUUAGAUCCACGAUUACACAAAUCCUGUUUUUUGUAGACUUGAAGCUAAUUGGAUGCAAAUAUUUCAAAUAAAGUCAAAGUUGGUUAAUUAAUGCAGCCCUCUGGAAUAUGAUUUAACAAGUAAUUGGAUCUAGACAGUAAGUGUGAAAUUUGUGUUGUGAAUUUGUGGUUGUAUGUGUGAUGAGUUUGACAAUGAAUUCUUCCCAUUCAUUUGUUGCAUACAAACUGAACAAUUGUGGCCCCUUUAUUUUAUUCAUUAAGGUUCAGUGUAUCUUUGCCAGCCUACAUCAAUCUGCAAGGGAGUUGCAGAAAAGCCUCAUGUUCAUCGAGCCGUGAGUCACACAUAAUUUUUAAAGCUGUUAUGAUGAAUAUCCAAACAAUUUGUUUGCCUUCCGGAAGUAACUGUAGCCUGUUUGUGAAAACCUUCAGUGGCACUAGAGAAUUUGGAGUAGUUAUAUACAGACUGAGCUAAGACGUCUGGUCGCGCUGAAUCUAAACCAGCAGUUCUCAGUUUUUCCAGCUGACGUCUGUUUUCAGAAGGCAAUUUUAGCAAUCAGUGGAAACAAAAAAAAUUGAAAACAUCGUUUACACUCUGACUUGUGUAUGACUCCCAACUUCUUACUACAGGUAUGGGCAAGAACACUGUUCCCAUUUAUACUUUUCUACAGCGGGUUUAAAAUUCUGCAGCUGAGGUCUUGAAGAUGCAGAAGGGUACAGUAUGUGGUGCAGAUCGCAGUGUGUAUAACAACAUUUUUUCCCUUGUUAUUUUUUUUUAAUUUGAUUUCUUUUCUCCUUUUGUUUGCUUGAUCCAUGUUGUAUUUUUCUGAGCUUGGUCGACCGGAAUGUUUACUUUUGUUGUUGCAGUUUUAAAAGCAGCCUAUUUAUAUAUAUAUAUAUAUAUAUAUUUACAGUAUAUGUGUUUACACUCCAUUAUAUGUGAAAAGGUAGCUCUGGUUAGGUUAUUUAAUGGAAAUUUAAAUGACUGACAAUAGUAAAUAAAUGUACUCUGUAGUCUGAUUAAAUUUAAUAAAGAAAAGAUAGCAAAUCAUCAAGAAUGAGAUGAACAUCUGCAAUGAUGCAAAGUCAUGUCAUGUUUCCUGAUAACAUCAAAGAAACAUAGUACAAACAUGCAUAUAAUACACAAGUUAAAAAGUCCUGAGUAUGAAAUUAUAGUAUUUAUUUAAAACAGUCAACUAUUCUGAGUUAAUAAAGUUCCUGACCACCUGUUUUAUGUUCAGACACUAUUAUUUAGUGGUACUGGAUGCCUCGCUUGUGCUGACAAGUACCGUAUGUGAUGUCUGUCUUACUGGUGGCCAUUGGAUUGUUUCAGGGGAUGAGACACGACAGAGGGUGAAGUUCACUGAUGACAGAGUCUGCAAAAGUCAUCUGCUCAACUGCUGUCCACAUGACAUUCUGUCUGGAACCCGUAUGGACCUCGGAGAGUGCACCAAAAUCCAUGACCUGGCCCUGAGGGCAGACUACGAAAUUGCCUCCAAGGAGAGAGACUUGUUCUUUGAGCUUGAUGCGGUGGAUCACCUGGAGUCAUUCAUUGCCGACUGUGACCGAAGAACAGAACUGGCAAAGAAGCGACUUGCUGAGACUCAAGAGGAGAUCAGUGCUGAGGUGGCAGCAAAGGCAGAGAAAGUCCAUGAGCUGAAUGAAGAAAUAGGGAAGCUGCUGGCCAAGGCUGAGCAGCUUGGAGCUGAAGGAAAUGUGGAUGAGGCCCAAAAGGUUCUGCAAGAAGUGGAGAAGGUUCGCACAAAGAAGAAGGAUGCAGAGGAAGAGUACAGAAACUCGAUGCCAGCCUCCAGCUUUCAGCAGCAGAAGCUGAGGGUGUGUGAGGUUUGCUCUGCUUACCUGGGGCUCCAUGACAACGACCGACGUUUGGCAGAUCAUUUUGGUGGGAAGCUCCACCUGGGCUUUAUCCAGAUCAGAGAGAAACUGGACCAACUUAAGAAAACUGUUGUGGAUAAACAGGAGAAAAGGAACCAGGAGCGAUUAAAGAGAAGAGAAGAAAGGGAGAAAGAAGAACGAAUGAAGAAGAGGACCAGGUCACGAAGCAGAGAGCAUAAAAGGUCUCGUUCCCGUGACCGAAGGAGGCGACGCUCGCGCUCCUCAUCACGAGACCGGCGUCGUUCACGCUCACGCUCCAGGGAUAGAAGGAGGAGACACCGCAGUCGUUCUCGUAGCCGAGGCCACCGUCACAGCCAUGAGCAGAGCUCCAGGCAUAAGUCUUCCAGGGACAGGGAGCACUCAUCCAGGGACAAGUCACGUGAGCGAGACAGGAGGGACGGCAUAAAUGGCAGAUCAGACUCCAGACGAGUGGACGACAGGGACAUGGACCUUUGAAGACAGAGCUCUGUUCAACUCUGAUGGUUCAUCAUUUCUGUUCUCACGUCCGCCCCUGGUUCCUUUGCUUUCACACAGACCUCAACAUAUUGUAUGGAUUUGCUGCUUCGGCCUCCAGAUGCGUGUGACUGCAUUUGGAUGCUCGGGUCAGUUGUUUAUUUGUAGUUGAAUUUUGAAAACCCACCUUUGUAAUUUUUUUUUUUUUUUUUUGGCCGUCUAGCCAACGCAUCCUGUGUCUCUUUAUAAAAAUCCCUUAAACUAUUCCAAUAGAUUGAGCGAACAAAUCUAAAAAUCUGCUGGAUUAGAGUACAAAAAAAGAACCUGUUCAAAUUCUUUGAUCAGCAGACAGUGUCUUGAUACAGAAUGUGUCUGUAAAUAUGUUUUGAACUCAUUGAUAUUAUGAACGUCUUCAAAAUCGUGUUAUUUUUCCUUGCUUUGAGUGUGGUUUCAUUAAUGUUUGUCCCAUGUUUAGUCUCCAUUUGGCUGACACUCAGUCAAUGCUUAGUCAGUAAAUACACAAGUAAGUUUUUAAUUUGGUGCCAUUAGAAUCACACCGUCUCUUCUUGUCCCCCCCUCCCGAUUAUCAGUGAUGGAGUUCUGUGCGGCCGGUGUAAGUCGAUGAUUGUUUUUAGUUUGUAAUUUGACAUUUGUUAGACUUUGAUUCAAAUGAAUAUUGGUAAAUUGUACCUGUUGGCAUGUUGACCAGUCGUUUGAGGACAACUGAAAAUGUACCUUUGGUGGGGGGGGUAUUUACACCUUGAGUCCAAACUUCUGCAAAAAAAAUGGGCCCAAUCAAAAACUGUUUUUUGAAUUUCUGCUAGAACUCUUUCUUUUAAAAUUAAAUAAAAAAAAAAGAACCA